Molecule: messenger RNA, 4283 nt
Organism: Tachysurus vachellii
Lineage: Eukaryota; Metazoa; Chordata; Actinopteri; Siluriformes; Bagridae
Gene: gfra3
Product: GDNF family receptor alpha 3
Exons: 9
Coding region: 598-1983 (461 amino acids)
Biological process (GO): nervous system development
Cellular component (GO): external side of plasma membrane; signaling receptor complex
Molecular function (GO): signaling receptor activity
Source: RefSeq, a predicted model, not a curated record
GCGAGCGCAACCGGAAACGCUGCUGGACUUAACCAAGACUUAACGGAGACCCUUUACUCCGUCCAGCUGUGACGACGCUCUCUGUGUGUAUUUACAUCUCCUUGUGCAUGUGGAUCAUAAUCUCCACAGCGCUAAUGAAUUACCUCUGAGAUAUUUAACGGGUUGGAGUCGGGUAUUUCUUUUUGUGUGCGUGUGUGUGGGUGCGUGCGUGCGCAACGCACGCGUUUAACGUUUUUUGAACUUUACCGUUUUUUUUCUUCUUUUGCAAGUAUAAGCACCGUUACAUAGACAUUAUUACUCCAACCGAUUUGCAAUGCGUUAUUGAACGACACAGACGGCAACGGAUGACGUUCGGGAAGUUUGAUAGCAUUUUGUGAGCGUGUCUGUGCGUGUAAAACUGCGUGCGCGUGGAUGGACUUGCUGUGUGUCAUAGUCGGCUGUGUGUCGGGCUGAAGGAAAGCACGCGCGCAUUUAAUAAAAAAUAAAAUAAAAAAAGUCUACAACCUGUAAAGGUAGUUAAGUCCGUGCGUGUCUCCACACGUGUUGCGAGCUCCGGAUAUACCAACAACAGCACCCGUGUCUCCAUCCGUGAAGGAAAUGUUUCGACUGGGAAUCCUCCUGAACCUGCUUUUCAUCAGAGGCUCGUUGUCCUCGGUGGUGCCCCUAUUCCCGGGCACGCUGGACUGCGUGCAGGCUGUGCAGGAGUGUAUGGCCCAAGCUGAGUGUGAAAAACUCUAUAGACAGCUGGACUACUGCAUGGACGAGGAAGCUGUGUCACCACUGGGACCCGAAGCCCGACAGGCCUGCGCCGAUGCCCAAAACGCCCUGCUGCACCAUCGGCCCCUGCAGGAGUGCAAGUGCCAGCGUGGAUCACGUAAAGAGGCUCUCUGUCUCCGAGUGUAUUGGACCGUGCGCUUUCCACAGGGGUAUGAUGACAUUGAGACGUCCCCGUACGAGGACAUCGAACUGGAGCUUGUGAGAAAUAGCGAAGGAACAAAACUGGCCUCGAUUGUGGCAGUGUACUCGUUUCCAGUAGACGGACAGAACCAGUGUUUAAAGGCGGCUCAGGACUGUGGGCUGUUCGAGAAGUGUGGCGCCCUUCGCGCAGAAUAUGUGCUGGCGUGCACCAAGCGAGCAGCAGGCUCAGAUCGCUGCAACAGACAAAAGUGCCACCGGGCGCUGCGCAGAUUUCUAGAGCGUGUACCUGAAGAGUACAGCUUUGGUGUGCUGUUCUGCUCCUGCACUGAGACGUUGUGUGGAGAGAGGAGGAGGAAAACCAUUGUCCCAUCAUGUUCAUAUGAGGAGAAAGACACACAACCAAACUGCCUGCACCUGGAGAGCUAUUGCCUCCGUGAUGACCUGUGCAGGUCUAGACUGGCUGAUUUCCAGCAGAACUGCCAGCCCUCCUCUUACACCCCUUCAGGCUGUCUGCGUGAGAGCGGAGCGGUCUGCCUGAAGGCGUACGCCGGACUUAUCGGUACGAUCAUGACACCAAACUACGUGAGUAACAGCAGUAUGGAGGUGUCUCAGUGGUGUAACUGUGAAGGCAGUGGGAAUCAGCUGCAGGAGUGCCUGCGGAUCCUGCACAUGUUCAACAGCAACACUUGCCUGCGUAAUGCCAUAGAGAACAUGGGAAGUGCCAGUCCUCGACCUGUGGAGGGAACACUGCUCCCACCCCCUCGCCCCUCCCCCCACAUUCAACACGACGAGCUAAACGUCAACUUGUUUGAAGACCUCAACUCGGUGGAGGAGAGCGAGGAGGAAAAGAACGAGCCCGAAGAUGAGAUAGAUCCAGUGGACGAGUUCAACGUCAUCCCUCCGUUCCCAGAGAAAGCGACCGUGACCGAUUUGGGUUCGGAAACGGGCAGAGUUCAAGGCCAGGCCUCGUCCCUUUCAGCCUCCCUUUAUCUUCUUCUUCUUCUGCUGCUGCUCGCUACCCUCAGCUGGGGGGGAGAAGAAUUGCUUUUGAUAGAGUGUGGAUGAAAAAAAGAGAGAUAGAAGAGAAGAGAGUUGACAAAAAGAGAGGAGAGGAGAAGAGAGACCCUCCAGCACAAACAUACAGUCAAACAUCUCCAGCUCUUUUUGUCAUCUAAAUCUAUCGCUGACAUUAAUGUUUUUCUUUCUCUCUCUCUCUCUCUCUCUCUCUCUCUCUCUCUCUCUCUCUCUCUCUCUCUCUCUUUUUUUUUUUAUUCCUCCUGUCUUGUGGCUGAACACACCAGAGCAUCUUUCCUUCUCUUCCUGAGGGGCUUUAACAUGGAAGGGUUAUUAAAAACCCCCGUUUUGUCCUCACCCCUUCUAUUGUGCUAGUUCACGUGGAUCUAAUAGUGAUGGUGAAGAGGUGAAGCUUCUGCCGGGUCUCAAUGUUCUUGAUGCUUUUCAGAGGAAGCGCCUCAGAUUUCACCACGUACACGUCUGAACAAUGACCUCCCCAAAUUGGUCUAUUAUGUAGUGUGAAUGGAAUAAGCAGACCGUCGAUCGAACCGCUGUUCAGCCUCACGGCCGAAGGUCAGCCAGCCCUCGUGGCUUGUCUUUUUUUUCUAUUUCUUUUCUUUUUUUUAAAUAUUGAAUUUAAGUGACAAAUUAAAUUGUCAGCGAAAAAAAAAAUAAUGGCGUUUAGGAGUUAAGGUGAAUAAACACAUCACACUUCUACAUUACUUGUGUUAAAAAAAAGAAAGAAAGUGCUACAGGACAUAGAGACAAGUUAAUAUUAUUGGGCAAGUAAUCAUUUCUGUCAUGAUUCAGCAAUUUCUGUUCGUCUAGAGAUGAAGAAAAAAGAAAAAAGGCUGCAAAACUAUCAAGGCUCUGCAAAAGGCCAUUGUGGAGAUUAAUUAACAUACAUUCUUUGAUCCAGAACCACAGUCUUAUACAUGACAGAAAGGAAGAAAGAGACAGAUUUCUUGUGAUGUAAAUUUUUUGUUCAUGACUUCACAUAUUAUUAUUAUUAUUAUUAUUAUUAUUAUUAUUCACCAGAUCAGGGCUGGGUUAUAUCUAAACCUACAAUAAAACAGUUCCUGAUAUGGUCAAACAGACAUGUAUAUAUAGUGCAGUAUGAAAUUUUGAAGCAACUUCACACAAAAUAAAUGAUUUAACACCAAAAUGAGAAAGAAAUCAAGUGGAAAAAAAAGGAAACAUUUAGUUGUUUACUUGCUACUUAAACAGUAACAGUGCAGUUAGUUGUUGCAAUAUCUCAGGAACAGCUAAAGAUUUCUUUUGUGAAAAAUCAUCAUCAUCAUCAUCAUCAUCAUCAUCAUCAUCAUCAUCAACAUCAUCUCAGAGGGGGACAGUGGAAUAGUGAUUUGCAAGUUUGUCUCUGUAGUUGUGGGUUGGAUUCCCUUCAAUGAUGUGUGUGUGUAUGUACAGUAUGUGUAUGCAUGUGUGUGUGUGCGUAUGUGUGUGUGUUUGUGUAUGUGUGGGUAUGUAUAUGUGAAUGAAUAUGUGUGUGUAUGUAUGAGUGUGUGUGUGUGUGUGUGUGUGUAUGUGUGUGUUUCUCUGUGUAUGUGAACGAAUGUAUAUGUGUGUAUGUAUGUGGGUGGGUGUGUGUAUGUAUGUAUGUGUGUGUAUAUGUGAAUGAAUAUAUGUGUGUGGGUGUGUGUAUUUAUGUGCGUGUGUACUGUAUGUGAAUGAACAUAUGUGUGUGUGUGUUUGUGCGGUGUGUUUGUGUCUGUUUCCUCUGUGUACUCCUGUUUCCUUUCCUAGUCCAAAGACAUGCCUUGAAGGCUGCUUAGCAUCUUUAAAUUGUCCGUAGUGUGUGAGCAUGUGUGUGAUUGUAGCCUCUUCAGUGUGUCUCCCCACCUUGUGCCCCAAGUCUCCUGAGAUACACUGUAAGCUCCAGGCUCCCUGCGACCUGCUGUUUAGGGUAAACAGUACAGAAAACAGAUGCAUCGUCAUUUUGCUCAGCCUUGAUCCAAAACUAUUAGACAACAAGAAACAGAAACGCUCCCCUUUACAGAAACGUCUAAAAGUACAAUCUGUUUUUUUUUUUUUAAAUAAACGUGACUCGAGCAGAUCGUGUUCACGUAGCAACCUAAAUUACUGUCAUAUUUACAAUCAUUCUCUUCAUUCAGUAUUUACUAUUUCCACAAACCUUAUAAUAAAGAAAUAAAUUCAACGAAUCACUUUAUAAAUAAUUGGUAUGUUUAAAAAAAUCGGGCUUUAUCUCUGUGUAUUGCAGAAAUAUAUUCUAAAAUAUAUUAAUAUAUCGAGUGAUUGAUCAGAAUUUAUUUGGGCUUAUAUUCUUUACACGUCGAUAUUGUAUAAAACUAAAAAAAAAAAAAAAGAAUCCC